Molecule: messenger RNA, 3156 nt
Organism: Drosophila simulans
Lineage: Eukaryota; Metazoa; Arthropoda; Insecta; Diptera; Drosophilidae
Gene: Saf-B
Product: SAFB-like transcription modulator
Exons: 9
Coding region: 187-2967 (926 amino acids)
Biological process (GO): regulation of mRNA processing; regulation of transcription by RNA polymerase II
Cellular component (GO): nucleus
Molecular function (GO): RNA binding; sequence-specific DNA binding
Source: RefSeq, a predicted model, not a curated record
CUUAGUAGUCGCCAUUUUCGAUUGUCAUUCGAUUAUUGUGUGUGUAUCAGUGAGUCUUGUCAAAGAAUUUUCACACGUUUCGAGACUGGAAGAAAUAAAAAAAUAGAAAUAGAGAAUUUCAUUCCAAUCUUAAAAAGCAACCAAGUACUAGUUAAGCAAGUGACCAGUGAUUUAGCACAAAGCAUAAUGCCAGAGGCAGGAAAGAAAAUCGCAGAGUUGCGCGUGUGCGACCUAAAGAGUGAGCUGGAGAAACGCAACUUGGAGACGGUCGGCCCCAAGGCGGUGCUCAUCGAACGCCUGGAAAAAUCACUAAGAGCGGACGGGCUUGACCCGGCUACCCACUUGAUUGUGCCGGGCGCGAAGGCCAAGAAGCCGUUUGCCAUGCCCAUGAAGGAUCUCCAGUCGGAGGUGGUGAUCAAGGAAGAGCCAAUCGAUGCCGAUCAGGAGGAGGUGGAACAGCAAGAUGAUUACGAGAACGGCAACGCCUUCUCGCAUCAUGCCGACGACGAUGGGCAUGAGAUUGACCAGGUGGGCGAUGUGGACGAUGAGUGUGUGAUCCUGGAUGACGACGAUGAAGAGGAUGAGGAUCAGGUGUACGACGAUGAGCCCCAGAACGGAGAUGGCGAUGCCGAGGGGAAAGCUCAGGAAGAUGGAGCCGAAAACAAUGGCGACAACCAGGCUAUUAUCCAUGGUGAGGAGGAAAACACCGGGGACACCGGAAAUAUGGACAAUGACGAGUCAAUCAAUUUGACAAUUGGGGAGGACGAGCAGAAGCUGCUGCACGAUGAGGCUUCCGACGACAAAUCUGUUAAGUCUGCAGUCAAACCGGCCAAUAAAUCCGAAAAGUCUAACUCGAAGGAUGCCGACAAGAAGAAUGACGAUGGAUCUCGCUGCAAGAAAAGGGAUGAGAAAUCCUGUGAUAAGAAGGACUCUAGCGAUCAAAAGUCCUCGGGAAAGUCGUCGAAUCAAAAGGACGAUAAAGAGAAAUCGACAGCAGCACCUGGUGCCACAUCCUCCACUGCAUCGAGUGCCGCUGGCAGUAAAUCGGGAUCCGGUUCAAGUGCUGGCAAUGGUACCGGGGCCAACUCAAACAACAAGCAGGCGACGCUGUCGCGUAAUCUCUGGGUUUCUGGGCUGUCCACUUUAACCCGUGCCAGCGACCUUAAGGCAAUCUUCUCCAAGUUUGGCAAGGUGAUUGGGGCCAAAGUGGUCACCAAUACGCGUACUCCGGGCACUCGCUGCUACGGGUACGUGACCAUGUCCUCCUCGGCUGACGCCUCGCGUUGCAUCGAAAAUCUGCACCGCACCGAGUUGCAUGGACGCAUCAUUUCGGUGGAGCGUACCAAGAACGAGAUUGGCGGCAGCUUGAAUUCCAAAGAGGGCAAAGGCAAGACUCCGGGCGACGCCGGAAACAAGAAGAAGGAUGACGACAGUGGCAAAAAGUCUGGUAGCGGCAAGGGUUCCAGCUCCAACGGUGGCGAUGACAAGAAGGGCGGCGAUGGAAACGGCGACAGCAAGUCCGUUGGUGGCGAUUUGAAGCGUGAUGGCAAGGAGAGCAACAGGGACCGCAGCCGUCGCAACGAUGACCGGGGCAAGUCGUUGGCAAGCCAGGAUAGAUCGCGCCACGAUCGCGAGCGAUCCGCCAAGGGUAGUCAGGAUCAUCGUUCGGGGCGCAAUCCACGCGACGUCGACCGUGAGAUUCAGCAGCGCCAGAGGGAGCGCGAGCGUCGUCAAAGGGAGAUGCUAUCCUACCAGAAGAUACGUGAAGAGCGCGAGCGCCAGCGCCUUCGGGAAAGGGAGCGUGAGCUGCGUGAGGAGGAGCGUCGCCGUCGGGAGGCCCGUGAGCGCCAGCGAAUCGAAGAGGAGCGUCUGCAGGAAGAGCGGCGCAAGCUCGCCGUGGAGCGGGAACGGCUCGAGCGGGAGAAGGCCGAGCUUUUGCGGAUGGAGCGCGAGCGCCAGAAGCUGGAGAGAGAAAAAAUCGAGCUGGAACGCCUCGAGCUGAAGCGACAACAGAUGAAGAUCAUGGAAUCCCGCGAUGAUCCUGGCAAGCGCGGGGUAAGCAAGCGCUCCGACGACCGCUAUGGAGAGGUUACUGAUCGUAAGCGCACAGCUAUUUUUGAUGCGCCACCACCACCGAGGUUCGACACGAAUCUAGUCAGCUCCCGCAGCACCUAUGACAAAAAACACGAUGACUACGGAUCCUCGUCGACGACCAAGCGCGUGCUGGAUGACUAUUCUAGUUCCAGCAAGCGGUUGGAUUACUCCAGCAAGCGUAACGACUACAGCUCUUCUGGAUCCAAGCGUGGCGCUGUCGAUGAUUACACUGCCGUGCCCACGAAGCGCUCCAACGAUUAUAGUGCCUCCUCUUCUAGCAAGCGCGACGACUAUAAGCGCGAUGAAGUGCGUCAUUUGCCACUUUCAGGAACUGUCGGCGGCGGCUCAAGCAGCUCGUAUCUACACAAGAACAACACAGGCGGUGGCGGAACCGGAUCCUACGUCCACAAGAACAACACCAGCAGCACUGGCGGGCGCUACAACGAUUCUGAUCGCAGCAACACAUCGAGCUAUAGACGCGACGACUCUCACAGCCUCGGUAACAAGCGUUAUGACAACUCCAGCGGCGGCGGGGGAGCCUACGGCAGCAGCUCUAACAGCGUUAACAUCUGGGCCCCAUCAUCCGGUGGAAGCAGCUCUCACCUGGGCAGCGGUGGCGGCGGCGGCGGCAACCAAAUUAAGUCAUACGGCAACAACGGCCUGUCCUCGAAUAUGCACAGCACCAAUUCGUGGCAAAAGUCUGCUCCGGUUGACGACAACGGUUGGCGGCAAGUGCCCGCGCGCUUCGAUCGCGGCUACAACGAACGUUCAACCGGCUAUCAAGGACAGAGUGGGGGCGGAGGAGCAGGCGGAAUGUACGGUGCGAGCCGACCCGCCCAGGAUCGCUACAGCGGACCAGUGUCGCGCUACUAGGGAACGUGCAUUUACAUAAAAUGAGGCAAUUCGAAUUUCGAAACAUGCAUCCCCACAUCCAACACACCCCCCCGAAUGACUUUUCCAGCAGCGCCCAGGAGCGCUGCUCUUAAUAUAGUGCACUUUAGUUGUAGUUCUAAAACAUAAAUUACAUUUUUAAACAAAUAAAUGUAUUAACUAAGUUGGAAA